Messenger RNA from Sapajus apella (tufted capuchin), 4140 nucleotides. RefSeq names its product mucin-4-like. The record is from RefSeq and is a predicted model, not a curated record. NCBI's taxonomy places the organism in Eukaryota, Metazoa, Chordata, Mammalia, Primates, Cebidae. Gene Ontology annotation, biological process: cell-matrix adhesion. The coding region runs from base 147 to 3641 and encodes 1164 amino acids. The transcript is spliced from 22 exons.
AGCACCCCGAGGGCGCGUCUCCCACUCCACCGCCAUCUGGAGACGCGGCUCCCUCCCGUCACACAAGCCCCGCGCGGACCACACUGAGUUUCUCUACCUCCCGCAGCCACUCCGCAUUCUCUCCAGCAUCCCCUGGCCCUGCUGCCAUGCCCAGCUCCACCAGGCGCUUCACAGGCCACGCCACCCCGCCUCCUGCCACCAGUACCUCCUCGGCAUCCACAGCGUCCCCAGGCCCAGCUCUGAAGACGGAAACACCUGGAAUGACGACAGCCUCCCUGAAGACAGACCGUGGGAGAAGCACAGCCGCAUCACUGCCCCCAGCGGCCUCCCGAACCAUCACCUCCGCCAUUCCCAACACAUCCACAGCUGCCCCCGACCCCAUCCCGUCUGAGAAAGGAGUUUCCCUCCUCCCCUACGGGUUGGGCGCUGGGGACCUGGAGCUCGUCAGGAGGACUGUGGACUUCACCUCCCCACUCUUCAAGCCCCUGACUGGCUUUCCCCUCGGCUCCUCUCUCCGGGAUUCCCUCUACUUCACAGACAACGGCCAGAUCAUCUUCCCAGAGUCAGACUACCAGAUUUUCUCGUACCCAAACCCGCUCCCAACAGGCUUCACAGGCUGGGACCCUGUGGCCCUGGUGGCUCCGUUCUGGGAUGACGCUGAUUUCUCCAGUGGUCGGGGGACCAUAUUUUACCGGGAAUACGAGACGCUCUACGGUGAAGCCAGCCCGCUAGUCCUGCAGGCCGAGUCUUGGAUUAGAAAGAUCACAAACAACGGGGACUACAAGGCCAGGUGGACCCUAAAGGUCACGUGGGUCGGUGCCCAUGCCUAUCCUGCGCAGUGGAGCCUCGGGACCAACACCUACCAGGCUGUGCUCUCCACGGACGGGAGCAGGUCCUAUGCCCUGUUUCUCUACCAGAGUGGUGGCAUGCAGUGGGACGCGGCCCGGCACGCAGGCAGCCCGGUGCUCAUGGGCUUCUCCAGCGGAGAUGGCCAUUUCGAAAACAGCCCACUGAUGUUCCAGCCAGUGUGGGAGAAGUAUCGCCCUGACAGGCUCCUGAAUUCCGACUUAGGCCUCCGAGGGCUGCAGUUCUACAGGCUGCACAGGGAAGAGAGGCCCAACUACCGCCUCGUGUGCCUGCAGUGGUUGAGCAGCCAGCCUCAGCGGCCCAGCUGGGGCUGGAACCAGGUCUCCUGCCCUUGUUCCUGGCAGCAGGGACGAUGGGACUUACGAUUCCGACCCGUCAGCAUAGGUCGGGGGGCCCCCGGCAGCAGGCAGCUCUGCGGCUUCACCUCCUGGCGAGGAGGCGUGUGCUGCAGCUAUGGGCCCUGGGGAGAGCUUCGUGAAGGCUGGCACGUGCAGAGUCCUCGGCAGUUCGGUGCCCAGGAACUGGAGCCGCAGAGCUGGUGCUGCCGCUGGAAUGACAAGCCCUACCUCUGUGCCCUGUACCAGCAGAGGCGGCCCCGAGUAGGCUGCGCUGCGUACAGGCCCCUGCGGCCCGCCUGGAUGUUCGGGGACCCCCACAUCACCACCUUGGACGGUGUGAAUUACACCUUCAAUGGGCUGGGGGACUUCCUGCUGGUCCAGGCCCAGGACGGGAACUCCUCCUUCCAGCUGCAGGGCCGCACCACCCAGACCGGCUCAGCCCAGGCCACCAACUUCAUUGCCUUUGCCGCUCAGUACCGCUCCAGCAGCCUGGGGCCCGUCACGGUUCAGUGGCUCCUUGAGCCUCAUGACAGAAUCCGUGUUCUGCUUGAUAACCAGAAUGUGACAUUUGAGCCUGACCACCAAGACGAUGGAGGCCUGGAGACGUUCAGCGCCCCCGGAGUCCUGCUGAGCCGCAGCGGCCCCGAGGUCUCGGCCAGCUUCGACGGCUCUGCCGCGGUCUCGGUGACCGCGCUCUCCAGCGCCCUCCACGCCUCCGCCAGCCUCCCGCGGGAGUACCGGGACCGCACCGAGGGCCUCCUGGGGAUCUGGAAUAACAACCCGGAGGACGACUUCAGGAUGCCCAACGGCUCCGCCAUUCCCCUAAGCAGCUCUGAGGCCACGCUUUUCCGCUAUGGAAUGACCUGGGAGAUCAACGGGACAGGCCUCCUCGGGGACAGGAAUGACCCGCUGCCCCCCGGCUUCAGCCCUGUUUUCUACGACCAGCUGCAAACCAGCAGCUCCCUGGAUGGAGAUUUGAUCUCCAACUGCAACGGAGACAGAGCCUGCAUCUACGACGCCCUCGCCACGCGCAGCGCGGGCGCUGGACUUCACACGCUGGCGCUCCGUAAAACCUACGAGCGGGUGAACGCCACCGUCAAUCAGUACCCGCCCUCCAUCGAGGGUAGCCCUGUGGUUGAAGCCUACAAGGGGCAGACCGUGCUGAUUCAGUACACCAGCAAUGCUGAGGAUGUCACCUUCAUGCUCAGAGACAAUUGUACCGACUUUAAGCUCUUCGAGAAUGGGACAUUGCUGUGGACACCCAAGUCGCUGGAGCCAUUCUCUCUGGAGAUUCUAGCAAGAAGUGCCAAGACGGGCUUGUCCUCCGCACUCCAGCCCAGGACCACGGUCUGCCACUGCAGUGCAAAGAGCCAGUGUUUGUACAACCAGACCAGCAGGGUGGGCAGCUCCUCCCUGGAGGUGGCUGGCUGCAAGUGUGACAGGGGCACCUUCGGCCGCUACUGCGAGCGCUCUGCGGACGCCUGUGAGGAGCCGUGCUUUCCAAAUGUCAGCUGCGUUCCUGGGAAGGGCUGUGAGGCCUGCCCUCCAGGCCUGACUGGGGAUGGGCGGCACUGUGCCGCUCUGGGCAGCUCUCCCCUCUGUCGGAAUCAGUCCUGCCCUGUGAAUUACUGCUACAAUCAAGGCCACUGCUACAUCUCCGAGGCUCUGGGCUGCCAGCCCUCGUGCACCUGCCCCCCAGCCUUCACCGACAGCCACUGCCUCCUGGCUGGAAACAACUUCACUCCGACUGUCAGCCUGGAACCUCCCCUAAGAGUCAUCCAGCUCUUGCUCAGCGAAGAGGAAAAUGCCUCCAUGGCAGACGUCAACGCCUCGGUGGCAUACAGACUGCGGACCCUGCACGUGCGGGCCUUUCUCUACAACAGCGAAGUGAACCGAAUCGAUUCCCCAGCACCGGCCUCAGAAAGCCCCGUUCAAUACUGGACGGUCACGUCGCAGUUCCAGUACCGCCCUGGGGGCCCUGUCAUCCACUUCCUGAACAACCAGCUGCUGGCCGCCGUGGUGGAGGCGUUCUUAUACCAGCAGGUUCCACGGAGGCGUGAGGAGCCCAGGAGCGACGUGGUCUUCCAGCCCCUCUCCAGGGAAGACGUGCGUGAUGUGACGGCCGGUGAGUCAGUCCAUCCGGGGACGGUGUGGGACAACUGCGGUGGGCGGGUGAACCCAGGGUGCUUCAGCCCACACACACACGUUAAUUUAGUUUUUCUUUGUUUGGUUUUGAGAGAAAACAUAAACAUUUUAUCCAGCUGCUUUUUGGAUUCAGGAGCAGGAGCACCCAGUGCUGCCAAGGCAGCCACAUGCGUCCGGCUUCACGGAGCGAGCGCUCCAGCCCCAGCCUUGCUGACCGCGGCUGCCCACGGAACGGCAGCAGUUCAUUUUCAUAAAAUUGCUCCUGUUUUCUUAAAGUGCCAUUGCACUUAAACAUACACAAGGGCAUCGCCAUCGUCUCUGCCCCCCAGCUGGAGGACGUGAAGCUGGAGACUGGCCAGGGAAGGAUGUGCUUGCACCCUCCCCAGGCCAGGCCUCAGUACCCCACCUGAAAAUGAGGUGGGGUUUCUGAGCCGCCUUUCAGCGCUGACGGCCCAGCCCCUGUUCUCCCGGAACAGGAAGAAGUUGGCAAGCUUGUCAGAGAAGGAAAAGAAUAACGCACCCUAUUUUCUGGAUGGGGCAGAGAAUAGAGGAGUGGCCAUCCCAAACAUAACAGAAACUGCCGUUUGACUCGGGUCUAGGAGCAAGCAAGAGCUUCUUCUAGAAUCCAGGUUAAGCCCCCUCUCUCCUGGAGGAAUAAGGAGAAAUCCCUCAGAACUACUCUGUGUUGGCGAGUUGGGGUCGGAGGAGCAGGAAGGCGAGCUCUGAUUGUGCUACUAAGGAGAGCCUUGGCCGGGCACGGCGGCUCACACCUGUAAUCCCAGCACUUUGG